GGCGGCGGCGGGAUGCGGCGGACGGGACGGUCGCCGUCGGGGCCCGGCUCGCCGGGCUGCCCCGACCUGCUGCGGCACGUGGGCGGCCCGCGGUCGCCGCUCUCGCCGCUCUUCCUCAGUUUCUUCGAGGAGGAGUGCCGCGCCAUCGCCAACCGCCUGCGCCUCGCCGCCGCUGCCGCCGGGGGGCCGGGCCUUUCCCCGGGGCCCGGCGGGGAGGGUGCGCCGUGGCUGGAGGCGGGGCCGGUCAUUUCCACGCUGCUGCCGGGGAAUGGCGUGGCCGGAGCUGGUGCCCCCGGCCCGGCUGCGGCCCCCCGUGGCCUCCCGCGGCCAGCGGGGGCCUCCACGGGUGCGGAGCCCCCGCGGGCCGCCGAGGGUCCCGGUGCGCCGGGGAGCAGGCUGCCCGCGCUGCCAGCCGCCGCCGUCGAGGCCGGGGGUCCCGGCCGGCCCUCUCGGAGGCUUUCUACAGCGAUUCCCGUCGCGGCUUCUCGCUCCCGGCUGCGACUGCCAGGAAAAGUGGCUUCCCCCAAGCGCUUUUGCCUGGGCUCGGCCCCUCGGCAGCUGGCCCGCGACGCGACCCGAAGGCCGAAGGCUGACGGCGGCAGCGAGGGACGGCAGGCUGCGGCGCGGGCUGCCCCGGGGGCCCGUGAGCAGCACGGCUGCGGGGAUGCGGCUGCUGCUGAGCAGCCCGCAGGUGCUCGGCUGUGCCAGGAGCUGGAGCGUGUUCAGAGUGAGCUGGAGCGAGUGAAGAGCGAGCUCGCUGCGAGAGUGGCCCAGUGCGAAGCCUAUCGGCGCACCAUCUCCCGCCUGCGGGCUCAGCUCCGAGCAGCAGGAGCGUGGCCCCAAGGUGCGCCGGGGGACGGGACCGGUGUCUCAGGAAGGGACUGACCGCAGCGGCUUGUCCAGGCACCCGAGCGAGCUGCUGUGCACUGGCAGCAUUUGCAGAGCUGCUGAGCGAAUGGAACUUUUUAACUCCUUAUAUACAAAAUAAAGGUCUCUCUUUGCA
This is a messenger RNA of Rhea pennata, 1003 nucleotides long. RefSeq names its product collagen alpha-2(I) chain-like. NCBI's taxonomy places the organism in Eukaryota, Metazoa, Chordata, Aves, Rheiformes, Rheidae. The record is from RefSeq and is a predicted model, not a curated record. Bases 13 to 885 code for a protein of 290 amino acids. The transcript is spliced from 6 exons.